This is a messenger RNA of Ostrea edulis (European flat oyster), 1472 nucleotides long. RefSeq names its product basic phospholipase A2 4-like. Lineage: Eukaryota; Metazoa; Mollusca; Bivalvia; Ostreida; Ostreidae. Gene Ontology annotation, biological process: arachidonate secretion; phospholipid metabolic process; lipid catabolic process. The coding region runs from base 825 to 1436 and encodes 203 amino acids. The record is from RefSeq and is a predicted model, not a curated record. The transcript is spliced from 5 exons. Gene Ontology annotation, molecular function: A2-type glycerophospholipase activity; calcium ion binding.
CUGUUUGUGCUCUCAUUGUGUCAAUAUGUCUGUAACACAAGAACUCCAGCAUGUGUAACAGAACCAUGGGUGGGAUAUGCAAUAUAUUUUUAUGAUUCUGUAAGGAAACCAUCUGCUCUGUCAUUAAUUCAUUGAUAUAAAUGAAUCUGUUAUCUAAUACGAUAUCCCAUGCUACAGCAUGUCUUAGUUUUGUAGACCAGGACUGUCCCCCUACAGCCUCGGUAUACCUCUCUGUGUCUACUGUCCCGUUAUACAUCACAUAUGGCUGAGCUAAGUUGACCUUUGUCAUCUCUAUCACAGACAAAGCUUCUGGGUAUCUGAGUGUCUUGUAAUAAUAUAUUGCAAUGUACAACCUGUCAGAAAUACACCCAAACUUGGCUGUGAGUUUCAACUUGUGACAGAACAUUCUGUCAGCAAUAUACAUCAGCUUGUUUUCAGUGCUGCUAUACAUGUUUUGUAAUAAAAAAGCAACUCUGUGAAGGAGGGAGGCCGUAUGUACCUGUAACAGGAGAAGUUGAUACUGUGUCAGGGGUGAGACUGUCAACUGAUCUACUGUGUUUAGGCGUCUCAUACUGACGUAGAGGUUUAAUGAGGGCAGUACAUGGUUUCCAUAUAUCUCCGCAAACAUUUCCCUAUCAAACUGGAUCUCAGAUACCAGAGUGUGUUCAUCAAUACAAAUAUUGAGUCUGGGGUUAUAAAGGACAUUCAUGAUAUAAGACCUGAGGGAGGGACUGUGUAGCAAGGAUGCUAAACCUAUUUCAUAAAAACCAAAGAGUCUAACAAAUAAUCUGUUUUGUGCUUCACCGUGAAUAUUACUGAGAAACAUGUUGUUUUCUGGAAUGAAAAAGUUAGGACAGACUCCCUCAUACACCCAUUUAAGGAUGAGUUUAAAGCAGUACCAGAAACAUUUCAGGAGAUUCUGUGGACACCAGUUAGAAAUCCUAGUAAUCAGUGGUCAGCGGGUACGCAGGAUGGCGAAUCUCAGAUGCACACUUAUUGCUUUAUUCAUAUCAGUAUAUCUUGUGGAGACUAAGAGCGUGGGUAAGCGCAGCGUAUUUCAGAUGUGCGAGCUGGUGCAGUUCUACACCCAGAAUUCUUGCUAUCUUUACAAUGACUACGGAUGUUUCUGUGGUUACGGGCAGGUCGGCUACAAGGAAGUAGACAGAGUGGAUGGAUGCUGUAGGAAACACGAUUCCUGUUACGGGAGAGUAAAUUGUUUCUUUGGAGCACAGUUCGUUCCAUUUGGUUCAUCGUGCAACUCCACAACAAACGAAUGCCAUUGCACAGACUCGUUUGGUUCCUGUGCGCGGGAUGUAUGCGAGUGUGACCUAGCAUUUGCAUCCUGUCUCAGAGGUCAGCCCGUACACGAUGUGUUUUUGAACUACGACCGAACCCAGUGUAAGCUUUCUCUUCCACGACUUGUAGGCCAAGACUGACUUUGUACCUUCUUAAUAAAUAUCAUGGUGACUACA